Molecule: messenger RNA, 2040 nt
Organism: Apiotrichum porosum
Lineage: Eukaryota; Fungi; Basidiomycota; Tremellomycetes; Trichosporonales; Trichosporonaceae
Gene: SPT8
Product: Transcription factor spt8
Exons: 6
Coding region: 1-2040 (679 amino acids)
Molecular function (GO): protein binding
Source: RefSeq, a predicted model, not a curated record
AUGCGCAGCGAGGACGAAGAGGAAAACGACUACGAGGACGACGAGGACGAUGAUGAGGAGGAGCGCGAUGAUGCCGACAAGGACCUCUUUGGAAGCGAUCAGUUCGACGGGGACGGGGACGGGGACGGUGACGGUGACGGUGACGUAGAAGGCGAAGCGGAUGAUGUGGAAGAGGACGAGGACGACGAAGAUGACGGCGAUGCGGACGCCGACGAAGAUGACGAGGAGGAGGACGAGGACGAUGAGGACGAGGACGAGGAUGAUGACGAAGAGGGCAAGGACGAUGAAGACGAGGACACUACUGCUCCACCGGGGGAUAGCCAAGCCGCUACCAAGCCCACAUCACCCGCGAAGACUGCUUCACCAUCCGAGCCAGCACAACCCCCACACCUCUUGCGACGCUCCCUUUUCAUCCCAGGCUACACCGAACCUCCAGCAUCUCUCACAAUUGAAGCCAUGGUUGGAAUCCCUCUCCCCUCGGCGGUUCAUUGCCUCGCGGCGAGCACUUGCCUCAGCUACCUCCUCACAGGCUCGCAGGACGGUUACGUCCGCGCAUACGACACUUGGCCGUCCGUAAAUGGUGCGCAGGUCAUGACCGCCCAACAGCGCGGUGUCGUCGGUCUUGGUGAAGGUGUCAACAAGGCUGGCGUAGGGCGCGGCUGGUGGGCCGUUGAGGUGGACGGCGUCGAGAAUGGUCAACCGAUGCGCAAGUCUGAGCCAGUCUUUUCGCUCGCCUGUCAAGGCGACGCGCUGUGGACGCUUGCUGGGACACAGAGCGGACCCAUCAACCUCUACAGCCUGCGGCACCAGCCUGGCCACCUCGUCCACUCGCUCAAGGGCCACUCGUCGGUCGUAUCAUGCCUCCAGCUCUUGCCAGGCGACACGAGCUUUCUCUCGGGCUCCUGGGACGGUUCCGUUAGGGAAUGGGACCUCAACACUGGUCAAGUGUCACGUAACUACCCCACACACGGCGCGCAAAUCUCUUCUAUUGCCCUCAAGCCCAUCAGCACGAUGGCAUCGCCGGCACCAGCUGUGAGCGUACACGUCGGUGCCGACUUUUUCAAGGCCGACCGCGAGAAUGAGGACGACACACCAGCACAGGCCAACGGCAACUCGACAGAGGUUGACGGAAGCAAGGACGCAGACGGAGACGCAACUAUGGCGGACGGGGACGGCGAUGUGGAUGACGCUGCGUCCUAUGACCCCCUGUUUGACGAUGAUGCCGAGGGGGAGGAGGAAGGCGACGUGCCUAUGGCCGAACCUACACCAGCACCAGCUGCACCGGCGCCAGUGUCCAUCCCAACACCAACACCAGCUGCACCGACUUCCCUCGCACUUCCGGGCACAACCAAGCCGAGUCCCGCCGCAGCGCCUAGUGCUCCCAACCGCCUCUUCCCUGCUGCCUCGACACCCACGGCCAGCGCCUCGCGCCCACACGUCUCGGCAGCCGCCAACAUCCCUUUACUCUCCCCCGCCAGCUACCAGGCCUUCUCCAACGACGUUCUUCUCACCUCGUCAAUGGACGGUCAAGUAACUCUGAUAGACAGGCGAUCCGAUUCACCUCACGUUGGUCGUCUGCAACCAGGUGACAAGGCACCACCAUGGUGUAUGUCCGCCACAUGGCUCGGUGACGGCAACCAGGUGCUUGCCGGACGACGAAACGGCACCAUUGACGUGUGGGACGUGCGCAAGAGCUCCUCGACGGCACCCUCCUUGUUGCGGACGUUUCGCACUCCACAGGAAUCGGGUCCCGUCUCGUGCAUUGUUGCGUUUCCAGAUGGACGCCAUGUUGCGACUGCGUCCCAGGACAACAUCCGUCUCUGGAACACCCUCGAGACGGUCGAGUACUACGAGGCCGAGGAGGGUAUUAAGCGGUCACGGUCCCGGCCGCCGUUCCGCAUCAUUGCGGGACAUCACGGUGGUAUCGUGUCAAGCAUGAUCGUCGACCCUACGUCUCGUUUUCUCGUCACCGCAUCAGGCGACAGAGGAUGGCAGGGAGAGAGCACAAAGGUCGUGCUGAUUCACGAGGUCAAGUGGUAG